Messenger RNA from Strongylus vulgaris, 459 nucleotides. Lineage: Eukaryota; Metazoa; Nematoda; Chromadorea; Rhabditida; Strongylidae. The record is from the annotation of a GenBank genome assembly.
AUGGAUGGGCCUAAUCAUAUCCCUCGUGAAAGCUUUGGAUCACUGGCUGAUGAGAUGGCCGACAGUGAGCGCAGUGAGGUGAUGCAGCUUCGAUUAGAGAAUCGCAAAUUGCGAGCUCAUCUCGACUCAACAGAAAGCUCUAUGGUUGCAUCAGCUGAGCUUGAGCAGCUCAAAGCUGAGUUGGAGGAACGAGAAAGGCAACUAUCAGAGAAUCGUGCCGAGCAUGAACUUGUGCAGCGACAGGUGCAAAGUUUAGAAGAGGCUAUAACGCAGUUAAAUCAGGAAAUCGUCGAGACGAAUGCCGAUCGAGAAAAAUUGCGAACAGAGCGGGACGAGUCGGUAAUGUCGUUAAUUGAUGCUCGAAAGAAAUUCGCUCAGUUCCAGACUGAAUUUGGCAGGAAAUUCGAGCAGGAGGCGCAAACAAAGGCAAGUUUUCGAUUCUUCUCGAAAGAUUCUUGA